This is a messenger RNA of Acytostelium subglobosum LB1, 1152 nucleotides long. RefSeq lists its product as hypothetical. Lineage: Eukaryota; Evosea; Eumycetozoa; Acytosteliales; Acytosteliaceae. Gene Ontology annotation, molecular function: metalloaminopeptidase activity. The transcript is spliced from 4 exons. Bases 1 to 1152 code for a protein of 383 amino acids. The record is from RefSeq and is a predicted model, not a curated record. Gene Ontology annotation, biological process: proteolysis.
AUGUCUGAUACUAUUACAUCAAAUACAACAGCAUCGACUACAGCAGAGAAGGAGAUAUGCUCCACACCUAAUUGUGGCAAACCAGCCAAUCUGCAUUGUCCAACAUGUGAGAAGCUAAACCUGAAGCCAGUCUCUAAUUUCUGUUCACAAGACUGUUUCAAGUUAUUCUGGCCAAUACAUAAACUGUCUCAUUUAACAAUUGAUGAGGCUAAACAAGUUUCUUCAGCAUUUAAUGGUUUCAAGUUCACUGGCAAGCUGAGACCUUACAAGAUUACACCACGUCGUACUGUACCUGCUGGUAUUCAGCUGCCAGAUUAUGCAAUCGAUUCGGUGCCACACAGCGAGCGAGCAGCAGACAGACGCAAUACACCAAUCCCAAUUCAUAAUAAGGAGGAGAUUGAGAUUAUGCGCGAAUUGGCGAGAAUGUCGAGAGAGGUGCUUGAUCUGGCGGGACAGGUCGCAAAGGUGGGCAUGACAACCGAGGAGUUGGACAUCAUCGUGCACAAUGCUAUUAUUGAGCGUGGAGCAUACCCUUCGCCACUCAACUACUGCGGUUUCCCCAAGUCGUGCUGCACCAGCAUCAACGAGGUCAUCUGUCACGGUAUCCCCGAUCUGCGUCCACUGCAAGACGGUGACAUCGUAAACGUUGACGUCACGCUCUAUUGGAAGGGCUUCCACGUCGACCUCAACGAAACCUUCCUUAUUGGCAACGUUGACGAGGCUGGCCAGAAGUUGGUGCGUGUCGCCUACGAGUGUUUGGAGAAGGCCAUGGCCAUCCUAAAGCCUGGUGUCAUGUACCGCGAGCUUGGUGACGUCAUCCAAAAGCACGCCAACCAAAAUGGACUGUCAGUCGUCAAGAGCUACUGUGGUCAUGGUGUUGGCCGUCUGUUCCACGGCAAUCCAACCAUUCCUCACUAUGGAAAGAACAAGGCAGUUGGUACAAUGAAGUCUGGUCAUAUUAUUACAAUUGAACCAAUGAUCAAUGAGGGAACGUGGAAUGAUGACAUGUGGCCUGAUGAUUGGACUGCUGUCACCAAGGAUGGCAAGCGAUCAGCACAGUUUGAGCACACCAUUCUCAUCACCGACACUGGCUAUGAAGUUCUAACCAAGCGUACAGUUGGAUCUUACAUCGACAGGUUAAAGAAGGAAUAA